Molecule: messenger RNA, 1217 nt
Organism: Cladophialophora immunda
Lineage: Eukaryota; Fungi; Ascomycota; Eurotiomycetes; Chaetothyriales; Herpotrichiellaceae
Exons: 1
Coding region: 113-1096 (327 amino acids)
Molecular function (GO): oxidoreductase activity
Source: RefSeq, a predicted model, not a curated record
ACCACUGCCACCGUCUAUUCACAAAACUUGUGGUAGUGUUAGGAUUCAGAAUCUCCCUGCAGACGGCCUCGUACCAAUCCUGACUCUCUCUUGUGUUCUGUGUGCCUUCAAGAUGAAAAUCGCGUUCGAGGAAGCUCAGCAGUUGGCAGACCGGGCCUUGCGGGAGAUCGGAUACCAGGAAGAAGACAUUCCCACUAUCCGUGACCAUCUGCUUGACAGCGAGCUGCGAGGCUACGGCAUCGCAGGACUCGCGCGGAUCCUGAGUAUUGCCGACAGACUGGCCGGUAAGACGCCAUCAUCUGGCAUCGAAGUGACAUCGGAGUCGCCCACAACAGCCCAGCUCAAUGGCAAGGACACUCUGGGCUAUCUAGUAGCCCACAAGGCGACGAAGGUGGCGAUCGAGAAGGCCAAGGCUUGUGGUGUGUCUGCUGUGGGAGCCAACAACACAUACUAUACCGGCAUGCUGUCCUACUAUGCGGAGAUGGCUGCAGCUGAGGACCUUGUGACCAUCAUCGCCUCGAACUGCAGUCCCUGGGUGGCUCCGCAAGGCACAUACAAACCUCUCGUUGGCACCAACCCUUUCUGCAUCGGAGUCCCCACUGAUGGCGUCCCCAUUAUCUACGACAUUGGAACCUCUCGAAUCAUUCAUGCACAGGUGAUGCUGGCCAUGCGCAAAAAUGAACAAUUACCACCCGACACGGCGUUCGACGAGAACGGAGAAAUGACCACCGAUCCUGAGAAGGCGCUGAAGGGAGCCCUGGCAGUCUGGGGCGGUGCAAAAGGGAGUGGUUUGGCUAUCGCGGUUCAACUACUGGGGAUCCUGGCCGGUUCCCCUGCCCUGCCGCCGAAUCUGGAAGAGUUCGGAUACUUCAUCAUGGCAAUCGACCCAGCCAAGUUCAGGCCUAUGGCUGAUUUCAAGCGAGAGGUGGGGAAUCUCAUCACUGCUUUCCAUACCACUCCAACCCUUCCAGGCCAUGCGUUGAGGCUUCCCUUUGAGCGUUCGAACCGUCGCCGAGCGGAAACUAGAGCCGGUGGAUAUCUCGAGGUCGACGAUGUCGUGAUCGAGCGGCUCGAAGCCUUGAUAUCGCCGCAGUGACCCGGGAAAUAGCCUGAAGAUUAUAACAAGGCUUUCCCGGUCAGGGUCGCCCGGCUCUCAAUGAUUGUAUCCUUCAUCGGAAAUUCGUUUCGAGAACGCACAGGAUAGAAUAUUCUUGUCA